Fusarium tjaetaba is the source of this 792-nucleotide messenger RNA. RefSeq lists its product as uncharacterized. NCBI's taxonomy places the organism in Eukaryota, Fungi, Ascomycota, Sordariomycetes, Hypocreales, Nectriaceae. The transcript has 3 exons. The record is from RefSeq and is a predicted model, not a curated record. Bases 1 to 792 code for a protein of 263 amino acids.
AUGACUUCUGAAGCAAUUGACUUGACUGGUGCCUCGCCACUGACAGGCACACCGCCUCCUGUAAUAAAAAGAGAACAACCUCUACCACUAGCUACUGUCCCUCGAGAACAGGCAUCGACACAGAGCGCCUUCUUUCUGUAUGAGAAAGAGUGUCGCCUGGCCUGGAUCAAGUACCUGGGCCUCCUGGGAAGGGUCAGACUCCGCGAGGGGGCUGACGGGCACCCAUUUUUUCACGGGACGCCCCCUGCGAUGCAUGAGAUCGCGCCAGAAAGACUAGAUGUGAUCCAGAAACAAGCAAUGAGAGACCCUAGGAAUUCGCUCAUCACCAUCAGCAAAGUCUUGAACGUCCUCAGAGACCGGCCCCAGCAGUCCCACAUCGCAUGGGGCGUUCUCCAGCAAAGGCUAUCCGAUCCGCACCGGGACGUUAUCAAGCGCUGGGAAGCAUUAGGCUCUCGGAACUCCAUGCAUCUCUUGAACCCCGUCCAGGCGUUGCCCGAGCAGGCUACGGCCUACAAAGAAAUCCAACCCUCUAUGUUCCGCUUAGUGGGUAUUCUGACAAAUGAGGAAGACCCGGCCAGUUCCCCAGGCUAUGUGCUCCCUAUGGCGUCUUUCGAGAGGUCAGUCUGGAAAGGGGAGAAGGCGUUGAAUGAGAUUGAGCGUCGAAAGUGCGCCGAUAUGGCGCUGCGAUCCCUGCAAAAGUUCAUGGAUUCACAGAAGAAUGAAGAGGUGAUCAGCAAGAUGAUUGAGUUCCAGAAACAUUAUCAAGCUUUGGCGGCUCUGAGCUCGAAGUGA